Messenger RNA from Aptenodytes forsteri (emperor penguin), 996 nucleotides. RefSeq names its product growth differentiation factor 7 (gene GDF7). Gene Ontology annotation, biological process: SMAD protein signal transduction; BMP signaling pathway. NCBI's taxonomy places the organism in Eukaryota, Metazoa, Chordata, Aves, Sphenisciformes, Spheniscidae. Bases 1 to 996 code for a protein of 331 amino acids. The transcript is spliced from 2 exons. Gene Ontology annotation, molecular function: growth factor activity; cytokine activity. The record is from RefSeq and is a predicted model, not a curated record. Gene Ontology annotation, cellular component: extracellular region.
AUGGGGAUAGCGAAGGGGUUGUGCCUGGAGCUGGGGAAAAGGGUUGCCGAGGGAGAUAAGUAUGGGACUGUGCAUGCCUCCCCGUCCGCCCCCGAGCAGCGAUACCUCUUUGACAUCUCCAGCCUGCCUGAGGCGGAGGAGGUGAUGGGCGCGGAGCUGCGGGUCCUGCGUGCCCUCCCCGAAAACCGGAGCUUGGCCCUGUCCCCUGAAGGCACCUUCCACCACCUCCUCCUCUCCACCUGCCCAAGCUGGGAUGGCGAGGAGCCCCGGCUGCUGGACUCCAGGGCUGCAGACAUUUUGGAUGCGGGCUCCUCCAGAUGGGAGGUGUUUGAUGUCUGGGAAGCCCUGCGGGAUGGGAGGGAGAGAUCUCCCUCUGGCAAGCUGCUGUGCUUCUUGCUGAGGAUCGUCUCGGAUCAGUCAGGGCGGCUCCUGCCCCCCCGGCAGCUGGGGUUCAGCAAGCCCCGGCCGCAGCCCCAUGAGCGAGCCCUGCUCGUGGCCUUCUCCCGCACCCAGAGGAAGGAGAACCUCUUCAGGGAGAUCCGGGAUAAGAUCAAGGCCCUGGGCAGCCCCCCCUUCCUGGAGCCCCCCGAUCCCGGCCAGGAGGCACACCCCAAGCGGAGGAAGAGACGGACCACCAUCGCCGCCCGGUCUGGGGGCAGAGGCCACGGGAAGAAGGCGAAGACCCGCUGCAGCAGGAAGCCCCUGCACGUGAACUUCAAGGAGCUAGGCUGGGAUGACUGGAUAAUCGCCCCCCUGGAUUAUGAGGCGUAUCAUUGUGAGGGGGUCUGCGACUUCCCUCUGCGCUCCCACCUGGAGCCUACCAACCAUGCCAUCAUCCAGACCCUGAUGAACUCCAUGGAUCCGGAGUCCACCCCCCCCAGCUGCUGCGUGCCCUCCAAGCUCAGCCCCAUCAGCAUCCUCUACAUAGACUCCGGGAACAAUGUGGUUUACAAACAGUACGAGGACAUGGUCGUGGAGACGUGCGGCUGCAGGUAG